AUGCCCGGGAAACAGUUACUCGCGUGUUUACGCAAAUCCACCGAUUCGGUGGUGUCAAACCGAGCCGAGGAGUCAUUGUCCAAUCCCGCUCUUGGACUGGUGUUUGAUAAUUCCCAUCAGUCUCGAUCAGUACGCAACGCGAAAAAUGGGCACGUCAGUCGACGGACAAAUAAACCGUACGUGAACGGGACUGUGAUACCCGAGGAGAUUGUAAGUAGUAUGAAGAAUCUCGCAUGUAGCGCACAGACUAGCGAACAACGACAGGCCGCAGCGGGACUGGAUGAAUAUGAUAUUUGUCAAUCGGAAAUGAAACAUGUUCAAAACUGGAUCCGAUCGACGGCGUCGAGUCAACCGAGUGGAUCAGUGAGACAACUUGAUUGCCCGAUAAAAAACAUGGACAAGAUUCGAGUAACGGACACGGACCGAACACAAACGAUCCCAGAUGAAUCCGUAUCGAUUAUCUACAAUGAUCAACUAUACGGACAGUAUCAGACCGUAAACAAAGAAAAAAAACAAAUAAGCUGGACUUCGGAUUAUUCAAGUCGCCGUGGAUCACAAACGGGUCGUACCGUGAUCACACACACCACCACAGAUCGACGUCGCACGUCAGACGACAUGAGUUGCACUCACGGACAAGCGGAAUCACAUGUGUAUUAUCCGCGAAAGGGAUCCUCGGCAAGUGUUUCUGCUGAUAGAUGCGAGCAAAUGAGACCUAAGCAUCAACCAGAUCGUGUAGACGCAUCUGUCCAGGUAGACAUCACGGAAUCCGUACGCAGUACAGAAAAUAAAGAGAAUAUAACUCAGGACACAUUCAAAAGUAUGCUCACUAUUUAUAUAUCCGGAAGAAAUAGGGUGAAAUCGAACUCAAAUAGUACAGAACAAACAACACAACGACGAAUCGGAACCGGGGAGGGUUGUGUACAACUUGGCAGGUGUGUGAACGAUCCGACACGAGAAGAAGCAAACAUCAAGACCAAUCUGUUUAUGUCCAGUUCUGAGUCAUACAUCUCUCGGUAUGGAAAUCGAACCUCGUCGAACGGCGGUGACGUUCGAAAACCCCUGGAGACGACACGAUGGGCUAGCGAGUCACAGAAUUUGGGAACCACCGUAUUGACGGAAGACUAUGAUGACGACCAUUUCACCUCAGUGUCUGAGCUGAACACGAUCAAACGAUUGGGUUUAAAUUUACAACUGUGCGGUUCCGAUCCGGUCCGAGAAAAAUCGGGUGUGCGAUGGAAUCCAACCCCGGCUCGAACUAGGAGUCAUUCACCAUCGAACCAAUCCGCCAGUUGCACAGACAGUGAGGGCACCAAGUCGAAUUUGAAUCCCUAUUUGCACAUGUCUCCGCAUGGGAAUUUCCCGGCCCCGGUUACUCAAGGUCACAAAAUCAGUCAAGAUUCGAUCAAAAUAAGUCCACUUACCAGAACAAACUUGAAGUUGCAUAACCGGAAAUAUGAGUGUGAAUGA
Echinostoma caproni is the source of this 1467-nucleotide messenger RNA. NCBI's taxonomy places the organism in Eukaryota, Metazoa, Platyhelminthes, Trematoda, Plagiorchiida, Echinostomatidae. The record is from the annotation of a GenBank genome assembly.